GCUUCUUGGAGUUUCACCAUCGCCAUCGACGGUGUCUCAACGAACUCAACGCUGUCCUUCACGAUGAGCAAAAGCAAAGGCCUUCCAUCUCUCGACCAACUCGCUGCGAGAAUAAACGUUCUCCCACCCAAUAGUAGUUCUUCCAAUGAUCCCUCUGCGGCAUCACGUCCUCGUCAUCUUCUGACGACGCUUCGCACGAACUCGACAACGUCCGUCAAUACGGUCGCAUCGUCUUCUGCAGAUUCAAUGGCAGUAAACCCACCAGCUACGAGGAGCACGUCACCCUCAGCGAUAACAGUUGACAGUUCAGGCGUUUCAACCCCUUCGUCCGAUGUUGCCAUGAUGCCUCCAGGCGGUGAUUCGGGUAUAACAGCAGAUAAACUGGAUAAACUACAACAACAGUCCUCGGACUCACCCACACCCAGCCCACCUUCCUCAGCUCCUCCGAAAAAAGUUAAAGGCUACAAAAACAUUCCUAGCCUGGAUGCUAUCACAGCUAGACUUCUCAAAAAAGUUCCACAUCAGGAUCUCUCGAUUGACGGGUCAACUCAACCUCCUGAACUAGCUCUUAUCGAGGAUCCAAAGACACCAGGUCUGCAGAUCAAACCUCCCGAGCAUCCUCUUCAACACCCUUGGACGAUCUACCACGAUACCAAAGCCAAAUUCCCCCAUACUCCUGCUCCUGGGAGUCAGCUGCUGACCCCAACUAGUGCAUCACUUGAAGGACACUUCCCUGCAGCCCCAGUUGACUCGAACGAUUACGAAGCGGGGUUGACGGUCGUCGGGACGUUCACAACCGUAGAACAGUUCUGCCGGUACUUCAACUGGCUGAAGCCGCCUAGUAAAUUGGAGAGGAAUAGUAACUACCACUUGUUCAAGGAGGGAAUUAAACCGAUGUGGGAAGACCCAGCGAAUAAGAAUGGCGGUAAAUGGGUUUUAACGAUGAAGAACAAUCCUACCCUAUUGGAUAGGUGCUGGAGUUGGGUAGCAAUGGCUCUCGUGGGUGAGGAGCUCGAAGAGGAUAACGAUGAUAUUUGUGGGGCAGUUGUUAGUUUAAGGAGCAAGGUUGAUAGGAUUCAGGUAUGGACACGCACAAAGGAAGACGUGGAAAGGAUCAAUGGAAUUGGAAGGAAACUUGUAAAGUUGCUUGACAUCGGGGAGAAAGAUGGCAUAGGAUUGGAGUUCCAGUACAACACAGAAGACCGCCCACAACCAAACAAGUUCUUAUCUAUUCAAUCGUUGCCAGCGACCGGAUUCCGGACAACCUUUGCCAGCCCAGUUCAGGGUACCGGUGGUUUUGGUAACGCUGUUGGGUCACAUGGGCCUACAAGAUCCGUAGGUGGAGGGGUUCAACUGAACGGAGGAGACCAACAACAAAGCCCAGCUCAAACUGGCACAGGCUUCAGCGGUGGCGCGCUCGGUGGAUGGAGGAAGUAGAGAGUGAAAGGAAGUGAAAUUAUUUAUUCGAUGUUCAGUCAAUCAAGCAGACGAAAUUUCGCGGGUGUAUUUGUAGCUCAACGGAACGGUAUUGGAAUGUCUCUUCUCUUCUGUUAUCCUUCGAUUCAAUUACGCAUUACGCAUACGAUCCACAAAUACAUAUCCUAAUAAGC
Marasmius oreades (fairy-ring Marasmius) is the source of this 1610-nucleotide messenger RNA. RefSeq lists its product as uncharacterized. The record is from RefSeq and is a predicted model, not a curated record. The transcript is spliced from 5 exons. Gene Ontology annotation, biological process: translational initiation. The coding region runs from base 64 to 1437 and encodes 457 amino acids. Gene Ontology annotation, cellular component: eukaryotic translation initiation factor 4F complex. Gene Ontology annotation, molecular function: translation initiation factor activity; RNA 7-methylguanosine cap binding. NCBI's taxonomy places the organism in Eukaryota, Fungi, Basidiomycota, Agaricomycetes, Agaricales, Marasmiaceae.